This is a messenger RNA of Peromyscus californicus insignis, 8871 nucleotides long. It is a transcript of the gene Znf169, whose product is annotated as zinc finger protein 169. The coding region runs from base 3447 to 5621 and encodes 724 amino acids. The transcript has 5 exons. Gene Ontology annotation, molecular function: DNA-binding transcription repressor activity, RNA polymerase II-specific; RNA polymerase II cis-regulatory region sequence-specific DNA binding. The record is from RefSeq and is a predicted model, not a curated record. Gene Ontology annotation, biological process: negative regulation of transcription by RNA polymerase II. NCBI's taxonomy places the organism in Eukaryota, Metazoa, Chordata, Mammalia, Rodentia, Cricetidae.
CAAGGCUUGUGUGUGUGUGUGUGUGUGUGUGUGUGUGUGUGUGUGUGUGUGUGUGUGUCUUGGGGGGUUGGUCCUUGUACAUGUUGUGGGCUUCUGACCUUGUGUGGCUCUCUUGAGUUUGGGGUCUUCCAAGAGCCUGAAGUGCAGCCAGGGGAGGAUUUUCCCCCAUGGCCCAGGACUUGUUGGCUGACUCCUUGAUCCUGGAGAUGUGGCCAGGUCUUUGCUUUUUCUUUAGCUCUUUAAGUGAUCCGUACAACUCAUUUUGAUCAUGUUCACCACCCCAAAUUCUUCCCAGAUCCAUUUGCUUUCUCUACCCACCCAUCCUUGCAGACUUUUUUCUUUCUUGUUUUUUUUUUUUUUUUUUUUUUUGGUUUUUCGAGACAGGGUUUCUCUGUGUAGCUUUGCGCCUUUCCUGGAACUCACUUGGUAGCCCAGGCUGGCCUCGAACUCACAGAGAUCCGCCUGGCUCUGCCUCCCGAGUGCUGGGAUUAAAGGCGUGCGCCACCACCGCCCGGCGGUCUUUCUUGUUUUAAAAUCCAUCAAGACUGAUUUGUGUUGCCCAAAUAGUCUUGAAUAUUUCACUGAAAUGUGAUUGGCUUACCAGGAGCUAUAGAUACUCAUAGAGGAAACUGUCUCUUCCUCUUCCAGCAGCUAAUAAUUGCCAGUAGCUCCAUACUAGGGGUGGGAUUUGGUACCGAACUCCCGUCUCCAUGCUGUGGUUUGCUCUGGCUUGGGCUUGCACAGGUGCUGUGCAUGGCAUUGUAACUGCAGUGAGUUCCUAUGUACAGCCGCCCUGUUGUGGCCAGAAGUCAUUGUUUCCUUAUGGUCCCCCUCCACCUCUGGCUCUCAUGCUUUCUGCUCCCUCUUCCUCAAGGAUUCCUGAGCCUGGGCUGCAGGGUUUGUGAUUCCCAUUAGGGCUGAACAGUCCGCAGUUUCUAAUUCUCUUCACCUUGGCCAGUUGUGGGUCUCUGUGUUAGUCAUUAUCUAUUGCAAAUAGAAGUGUCUCAAAUGAGGGUGGAGAGAGAUGCAUUAAUCUAUGGGUAAGCCAGUAAGUCAUCAGGAGUUGGCUUAAUAGUAUGUCCAUUUAGCAAAAUCAUAGCAGUAGGGAAUCCUCUAGGAACUAUUGCAUGUCUAGAUAGGUUUUUGUCCUGGUAACCGGUAUAGUUUUCAUCUUUUGGAGUGACACUUAAAUCCAAGCACAAUGUGGUUGGUUACUCCCACGAUGGCUUUGCCACUAUCGCACCAGUGGACGUAUCUGCGUAUCUUGCCAGGACAGUCAUUAUUGUAGUUUGCAGGGCUCGUAGUUAGGUCCGAUUGAGGAUUACUUUUUCACUCUGGUAGCAUGCAUAGCAUCUUUUGGCAGCUGAAAACUAGAAGAGAGGUGAAGCUUCCAGGUCAGUACCAGCUUGGUUUCUUCAUGUUCUAUGACUCAAAUAUGUGGUGUCUUCAGUAGUAGGGUCUUCUCAUCAAGGUUUGGAGGGUCACCAAGAGCAGUGACAAUACCUGUAAUGUUUGGGGGGUGUCUUUGGGGCUAACAACUCCAAAAGACUUUUAAUUUAUUCAUCUGUGGUAGCUAGUGAUAUUGUUAUAGGAAACUCCAUUUUUUUUGACACACACUAUAUAUUUCUAUUUAUCAUCUCUCUGUCUGUCUGUCUAUCUACCUAUCUAUCUAGAGAGAUACUAAGGCAUCUAUGGUAGUAGGUUUUCCACAUGCGUUUUUCAAAAGACCUUUAGUGUUAUUUAUCCUUCUCUUCCAGGAUUUAUUAUUUUUAACUUUACAAUAUGAAGACAUUGCAAUCAUUUCCAGAAGUAUAACAGCUCUAAAGUCCGUGGAUUCAGAACCUAGAUUUAUCACUUGUAAAUGAACUGUCCUGCUCCCAGUCCUCACCUCAAAGUAUGGAUUUCUUUGGAAUUGGCUCUUUUCUGGAGCCCUGUGCCACAGCCUGUCUGUGAGUCUAGCUACUACUGCACUCCCCAUUCAAGUCCGGGUUCUGGUUUGUCUCUUCAGAGUCACUUUGAACAAGGAUGUUGUAGAACGCUCUCCCCUGAGCACAACACUCACCAUCUUCAUCAGAACAGUUCAGACUGCUUGUAACAGAGCUUGUUUGACUCAGUUUAUGGGGCUAUGUCUCUAAGUUUGCUUCCCCCAUCCCCAAACACUACGUUGUCCUGGUUACUGCUUUGUGAGUUGUGACCUCUGGCGGGGUUUGGUGUGUUCCUCAGUGUCAUAUUAACUUUCCUGUCUUUUUGUAUGAAUUUUAGACUUUUUAGAAUUUUGAUGGAGAUGUCUUUGUAUCUAUAGCCAAGGUUGGGGAGAGCUGACACCUUAAACAUGUUGACUUUUCCUGCUUAUUAUAUGGAAUAUGUCUUCAUUCACUUUGAUCUUUCAUUUCUUUCCACAAAGUCUUGUAGUUUUCCUCAUAGCCAUCAUAAUUAAAAAAUUAUAUUAAUAUUACUUUGUUUGGAUGUUGUUCUAAACGUUGUGCUGUUUUCAUAGCAAAUUCCAGUGGUUUGGUGCUACUGUAUAGGGAAGUGAUAUUUUAUUAUGAACUUUGUGUCUACGGGUUAAAAUAACUUGCUUUAGGAGUUUGUUGUUGAUUUUGUGGGAUUUUUCUCCACAAUCAUGCCAUCUGUAGAAUAAGUCAGAGUUCUUUUUUCACUGACUACUUAGAAUAAUUCUCUGUAAGGUUCACAUGUUACUUUUGGUUGACAUGUCUUUUAAGUACUUUUUUUUAUUCCACGAAGAGCUUCCCCCCCACUAUUUUAAUACUUUUAUUUGUCGAGGGCAUCUUAUUUAACAGUAACUAUAAAUAUCAAUUCAUCAUUCAGAGCUUCUGGUUCUGUCAUUUUCGUCCAUAUCCCCAAAUGUCAUGAUCACACCUAAAUGAUAUUUACAGUUUUCUAACAUUAUCUCAUGCCCUGUUUAUAUUUAACUCUCCCUUGUUGUCUCCUUUCUUACUCAAGUGUGGAGGCCAGGACCCAAUCCAGGUCACAUACCUCAUGCAAGGAAUGAUUUUUUUCUGUCUGUGAUUGGGAGAAGAUUGCCCUCGACUUCUUCCAUUACUCAGCCAGAGAUGGGGUUUGAUCUCGUGACUGGCUCAGAUCUGGGGGCUCAGAUCAGUUAAGAAUGGGCUGCAGAGAUGCUCUCUGUCAGCCUGCCCACCUCACCUCUACCCUGUCUCCACCUCCUACUGAAUCAGGAGACUGGGAUAGGAAGGGCCUUCUUCCUAAGUGCCUUACACCUUUUUUCUUGUUUCUCAGAUUGGACUCUGCAAGUAGACCCUUCUCUAGGGAGAGAGUUCUGGAGAGUGGGAGAUGGCCCCAGGGCUCCUGACAACCAGAAACAAGAUGUCUAACUCUCAGCUACCUCUCCAGCACCAUGUCUGCCUGCAUGCCACUAUGUUUCCCUUCAUGAUGAUAAUGGACUAACCUCUGAAACUGCAUUAAUGGCUUUCCAUGACGUGGCUGUGGCCUUCAACCAGGUGGAAUGGGAACUGUUGAGUCCUGCUCAGAGGAUCCUGUACAGGGAAGUGAUGCUGGAGAACUACAGCCACCUGGUCUCUCUGGGAAUUGCAUUUUCCAAACCCAAACUCAUCUCACAGCUGGAACAAGGGGCAGAGCCCUGGAGAGAUGGCAGUGAAUGCCUUCUGGACCUUUGUCUAGCAGAACCCAGGACAGAAUUAGAGUCCUGUCUCUCCUGCCCGAUAUCCUUUGCUAGUCCAGAAGUCCUCAAAGUGUGUGUGCUGAGUGGACACCCCCCUCAGACUUUCCCAAGCCCACAAGCAGGCAGCAACCUCCAGCCAGAAGCUCCAGACUAUUCUAGCAGUAAAGAAGACGAAGAGGGAGACAGCAGCGAUGCUCUGUUGCAGAGAGCAAGUCCUUCGAGGAUCCUGAAGACGCUCUUUAGCCCGUGUCAAGGGCAGGCAGUGUACUGGGUAGACAGCAACAGGAAACGAACAGACCUUGACCUGGCCCCAGGAGGGAUCCCUGAGAAGGCAGGCACAGUGUCGACCGGAUCCGACGAGUCAGAAUCUGGAGCAGUCAUACAUGGAGCAUUUCCAUUAGGGCUUAACGCUGCUGCAAGCCUGUUCAGCUCUCAGAAGCAUCAUGGAUAUCCUGAUUGCGGAAGAGGCUUUUGCCAGAGGUCAGACCUCUUGAAGCUCCAGAGGAUGCAUGGAGGGGAGAAGCCUUACUCAUGUUCUGAGUGUGGGCACCAGUUUACUCAGAAGGCCUCUCUCACCGUCCAUCAGAGGAAACACUCCGGAGAGAAGCCAUAUGUGUGUGGGGAGUGUGGGCGAGGCUUCAUGUAUGUAUCCUCUCUCAACAACCACAAGAAGAUUAUUCACUCCGGAGAGAGACCCCUGGUAUGUCCGGAGUGUGGGCGAUGCUUCCGCCAGAAGGUAGACCUCCUUCUCCACCAGAGGACUCACCUGGACAAGAAGCCCUUCGUGUGUCCGGAGUGCGGGAGAGGCUUCUGCCGGAAGGCCUCGCUGCUGCAGCACCGGUGGAGCUCACACUCGGGCGACAACCCCUUCCUGUGCUCGGUGUGUGGCCGUGGCUUCAGGCUGCUCUCCAGGCUCCUCACUCAUCAGGUCACACACUCGGGGGAGAAGCCCUAUGUUUGUGCUGAGUGCGGCCAACGCUUCGGCCAAAAGGGCACGCUCAUCCGACACCAGAAGACACACACCGGGGAGAAACCCCACGUGUGUCGCCAGUGUGGCUGGAGUUUCACCCAGAAGGUCAACCUCAUUAGGCACCAGAGGAUUCACACAGAGGAAAAACCUUACCUGUGCCCCGAGUGUGGACGAGCCUUUGAGUUCAAGUCCCUCCUCACCAGGCACCAGAAGACACACAUGGGGGAGAAGCCCUACGUGUGCCCCCAGUGCGGCAAGGGUUUCAGCCAGAAGUUCAACCUCAUCGGGCACCAGAGGAUUCAUACAGGCGAGCUACCUUUUCUGUGCCCUGAGUGUGGCCGUGGAUUUGUAAAGCAGGCCACGCUGAUCAGACACCAGAGGACCCACGCACGGUGGGAGAAGCCUUACCAGUGUCCCGAGUGUGGACGAGCCUUUGAGUUCAGGUCCCUCCUCACCAGACACCAGAAGAUACACACAGGGGAGAAGCCCUACGUGUGCCCCCAGUGUGGCAGGGGUUUCAGCCAGAAGUUCAACCUCAUCGGGCACCAGAAGACACACACAGGGGAGAAGCCCUAUGUGUGUUCCCAGUGUGGCCAGAGUUUUAGGCAGAAGUUCAAUCUCAUUAGGCACCAGAGGAUUCACACAGGGGAGAAGCCCUUCUUGUGUGCUGAGUGUGGGCAUGCAUUUGGAAAGAAGGUCUCUCUCAUCAGACAUCAGAGGACCCAUGGGGAGCAGAAGCCUUACCAGUGCCCUGAGUGUGGACGAGCCUUUGAGUUCAGGUCCCUCCUCGCCAGGCACCAGAAGACACACACGGGAGAGAAGCCCUACGUGUGCCCCCAGUGCGGCAAGGCUUUUAGCCAGAAGUUCAACCUCAUCGGGCACCAGAGGAGCCACACGGGGGAGAAGCCUUACCCAUGCCCCCAGUGCGGGCGCGCCUUUGGCUUCAAGUCUCUUCUCACGCGACACCAGAGGACACACUCUAAGUAGGAGCUUCCUGUCAACUGCACGUGUGUGUAAGGGACUGGAUAUGGGAUGUCACACCUCACCUCUGUCUGGAGGACUCAGUCUAGUCCACAAAAAGCUGUUUGGGCGUGGCCCCGGCUUUAACUCUGUCCUUGUUAUACACACAUCAGCAGACCCGCUCUGGGAAGAAGCCGAUGUGUGCAGGGAUUGCUGGGGUCGGGGUGGGGUAGGGGUCUCACCACCACAGACCUGGGAGGAAUAAGUGUGGCCAUCAGCUCCUAGCACAGAGGUGUUUGUCUGUCCUGUUCCUUCCUUUCUCCAGGAGCAGGAAGCUGGCAGAGGUCACUGGAGAAUGAAUGUCCCAUUUUCCUGAAAUGGAAUAGGGGGAAAGUCCUCACUUGUUGAUGGAAUCGUUGGUGUAUGGUUGACUUUCUUCAGUUAGCAGUGUGUGUUGGUUUUCUAGGGCUCCCUAACAAAAUACCCCAGGCUUAGGCAAAAGAAAUUUACUUUGCCAGGUAUGUGGAACCCGGGAGUCCUCUCCCAGACCGGCUCAGGUGUGGCUCCUGCCUCACCUCUCUAUUGACUGGUGGAUGGCUUCCUGUUAUGCUGUGCUUCCACAGGCCGGGUCUCCUUUGCACAGGCUUUCCUGGUGCCUGUUCCUCCCAGACAGGGCCACACCAGAGGACCUUGUUCAACUUUGAUAACUUCUUUAAAUGCCCUGCUCCAAGUUAUAUCACAUCAGAGGUGAGGCAUCAGUGUUUACAUUGUGGGGAAUAUGAUUCAGUCAACAGCUGGCUUUCUCCACAGCACCAGAGUUGUUAUUUGGAGAUACAAAAUACAUUCACGUCAUCCCUAGACCUCAAAUCCUUAACUCAUUCCAGCAUUAACUCUAAAUUGAAAAUCUCUAAUAUAAAUAUCUAAAUCAAGUAUGGGAAGGGCUUUAAGUCCAGUUCACCUGUAAGCCAUAUUUCUAUUUGUAAUCCUAUGAAAUCCAACAUGAAAUUUGCUUCCAAAUUCCAAUGGCCAGACAGGUUUAGAUAUUCUUAUUCCAAAAGGAAAACACUGGAAAGACCUGAGGAAUGAUGGGUCCCAGUGUCAGGUACAAAUUUAGCAAGGUAAAUUCUGUGGGACCUUAAGUCUCAAGAAUAAUAUUUGACACAGUGUUCUGUCCCCUGGCUCACAGGGGUGACGGGUAAUGGUGUGUGAGCCGUGGACACUGAGGAGACACAUUUGACCUCACUCCACAUUAGUAGUAAUCCUGAUUUAUGAGUUUAUUUGGAACCACAUUUCCCCCUUUUUCUUCUCUCUCUCUCUCUCUGUCUCUCUCUCUCUCUCUCUCUGUCUCUCUCUCUUUCUCUCUCUCUCUCUUUCCCUCCCUCCCUCCCUCCCGCUUCCUUCCUUCCUUUCUUUUUUCUUCCUUUCUUCCUUCCUUCCUUCUUUUCUUCCUUCCUUCCUUUCUUCUUUUCUUUCUUCCUUUCUCUCUCUCUCUCUCUCUCUCUCUCUCUCUCUCUCUCUCUCUCUCUCUCUUUCUUUUCUUCACCAGGCUGGCCUUAAACUCACAGAGAUCCAUCUGCCUCUGCCUCCCCCAAGGGUGUGAGCUACCACACCAAGCUCUUUUUUAUCCUUUUUAAUUUUUUUUUAAAUUUUUUGGUUUUUUGAGACAGGGUUUCUCUGUGUAGCCCUGCCUGUCCUGGAACUCAUUCUGUAGACCAGGCUGGCCUCGAACUCACAGAGAUCCGCCUGCCUCUGCCUCCAAGUGCUGGGGUUAAAGGCGUGUGCCACCACCGCCCUACACUCCCCCUGUUUCUUGAGGAUGAACACAUGCUCGUGGCUUGGAGCCCCACUAAUAUUUUCUUUAGAAUCUCAGAAGCCCUAUAGGCUGUCUUGGUUUUGCCCCAGUCUCUUUCCUUGUCCAUCCAGGCUAGAGAGUGCUGGGUGAGAUGGCUGACAGACUCUGUGGUUUACACUCACACUAAUCUUUUAGAAAUGGUUUCUAGCCACCUACUGUUCCCUCCAAAACACACUUUCAUGGCUUUAAAAAAAAACUAUAUGAAUAAGGGGAGAAUUUUCCAAAUUUUAAAGUUCUAAUCUUUUUUUUUUUUUGCUCAACAAUCCCCUCAAUUUAUCUCUGUCCUCAUGCAGUAAGGGCAAAUAAGGCCAUAGUUUGGUCAUCCAUGUAGAAAUCUCAUGUGAGUAUUUUGUACUUACAUUGCUUAAAAUACCUCCAUUUGGGGCCAACAAGAUGGCUCAGCAGGUACAGGCACUUGCCACAGAAGCCUGAGGAUCUGAGUUUGAUUCCUGGAAUCCACAUAGAAGUAGAGAACCAACUCCACAAAUUUAUCCUCUGACCUCCACAUAUGUGCUGUGGCAGUGCGCACCCUUAAUCAUAACGACAAUAAAUCCUCCAUUCUGCGAAACACUAGGAUUCAGUUCAGCCAAGUUCCUUGUCACUAUAUAGCAAGGAUACCAGUUUUAAUACCAAAAUUUAAUUAAUUUAAUUAGGUAUGCCUGAUUCCUGAGACCUCAUCAGGAUCACCUUACACCUGCAUCUCAAACAGGUCUAGCUGCCACAUGUUGUACAAUUCCGAGCUACUAAGACAUUUUUAGGUUAUGACAAUAGCCCACUCUUGGUUCUAAACUCUGUAUUUGCUAGGGUUCCCAUAGUACUUCCCUGGUUCUUUCUCUUCCUUUUCCCCAUUCUCCCCCCAAAUCCCAAACCUUCCUACCUUCAUUCUUCUUUUGAAACAGGGUCUCAUGUAGCCCAGGAAGGCCCUGAACUCACUAUGUAGCCAAGCCUGGCCUUGAACCUGAUGCUUUUACCUGCACUCCCCAGUGCUGGGUUGCAAGUAUGUGCCACUGUGCCCAGCCUUUCCAGUCUUAUAAGGACACUUCAUAUUGGAUUAGGACCACACCUUAUAAAUUUUUGGGCCUCUUUAAAUGUUCGGUCUCCAAAUACAGUCACAUCAUCAGAACUUUAAUACACGAAUUGGGCUUGGAGAGCAAAAACAAUUCAACACAACACGAUUCCCUCUACAUCUGUAAAAGUUGACCAGCCAUCAACUCCUGCCAUAAGGGGUCUUCCUGACCACUCCUCUCCCUUCUCCACAGCGGUGAAGAGGGCGGAGAACACUAGUAAAUGCUCCGCUCUUCUCACGAGGAGGGAGGACAGUUGCAUUUUCUCACCACUCAUGAGAUAGCUGACUGCUUGUUACACCGCAGUCCUCUCUACUUCACAACCUUUUCUUUAAAUAAACUGGUUCUCUACAAAGCUGCA